AUGAAAUUAAAUUUCAUAAACUUUGAUUCGCUAUCAUCAGAAAAUCUUUUACAAAUCCUAAGUGAUGCUCUUUGUUGGAUCGGAGGAGUGCCACCAGUCGAAAUAGUGCAAGAAAGUGCUGAAGAUACUGCACUAAGGAUUUUCGAUAUGUUGCGUGUAUUGAAAUAUAAGCCCCCGGCAAAUCUUGAACAACUGUAA
This is a messenger RNA of Enterobius vermicularis (human pinworm), 198 nucleotides long. Lineage: Eukaryota; Metazoa; Nematoda; Chromadorea; Rhabditida; Oxyuridae. The record is from the annotation of a GenBank genome assembly.